UGGCUCUUGCGCCCUCUAGUGGCAGAUGUGCGGUGGUAUAUUUUGACGUUUCCGUCUCCGGGCAGACAUAUUGCUUACAGGAGUAAAUUCUGGAAAGCUAGAAGAGGGAAAGGAUUUAAAUAGGUUUAUAUAUUCACAGCGUGAUACGUUCAAACUAUACGAGAUACAAUGGCAGAGCCGUCAGCUAGUCCAGCAAAAGAUAACUACAGGAUGAACCGCUACAAGAACAAAGCACUAAACCCAGAGGAAAUGAGACGAAGGAGAGAGGAGGAGGGUAUCCAACUCAGGAAACAGAAACGAGAACAACAGCUUUUCAAGAGGAGGAAUGUGGACAUUCUCAAUGAGGAAGAAGCCAUGUUUGAGAGCCCACUGGUAGACUCAUACCUCAGCUCUCCACAAACAGAAGGAGUUAUUACUAGAGACAUGGUUGAGAUGCUUUUCUCAGAAGACCCAGAGCUUCAGCUUGUCACAACACAAAAGUUCAGAAAACUACUUUCCAAAGAGCCCAACCCACCUAUUGAUGAAGUUAUAAACACGGCCGGAGUUGUGGAGAGGUUUGUGGAGUUUCUGAAGAAGAGCGUCAACUGCACACUACAGUUUGAAGCUGCCUGGGCACUGACCAACAUCGCGUCAGGCACGUCCAUGCAGACAAAAACUGUUAUAGAGGCAGGAGCUGUGCCAAUCUUCAUUGAACUACUCAACUCAGAUUUUGAGGAUGUACAGGAACAGGCGGUGUGGGCCCUGGGUAAUAUUGCAGGCGAUAGUGCUGUAUGCAGGGACUAUGUGCUGAACUGCAACAUCCUUCCACCAUUAUUAAUGCUUUUGACCAAAUCCACUAGAUUGACCAUGACUAGGAAUGCAGUUUGGGCUUUGUCUAAUCUCUGCAGAGGAAAAAACCCUCCGCCUGCUUUUGAAAAGGUGUCACCCUGCCUGCCAGUUCUGUCCAGGCUUUUAUUUAGCAGUGAUGCAGACUUGCUGGCAGAUGCCUGCUGGGCCCUGUCCUACCUCUCCGAUGGCCCCAAUGACAAAAUUCAAGCCGUCAUUGACUCUGGCGUCUGUAGGCGUCUUGUAGAACUACUCAUGCACACUGACUAUAAAGUGGCUUCUCCUGCUUUGAGAGCUGUAGGCAACAUUGUAACUGGAGACGAUAUCCAAACACAGGUGGUGUUGAACUGCUCAGCGCUGCCUUGUCUGCUGCACCUUCUCAGCAGCGCUAAAGAAUCGAUUCGCAAAGAAGCAUGCUGGACUAUCUCUAACAUCACAGCAGGAAACAGAGCACAGAUUCAGACAGUAAUUGAUGCCAACAUCUUCCCAGUGCUUAUUGACAUUCUACAGAAAGCAGAAUUCAGGACUAGGAAAGAGGCAGCUUGGGCCAUUACAAAUGCCACCUCUGGAGGCACACCAGAACAAAUCAGAUAUCUUGUGAAUCUGGGCUGUAUUAAGCCCUUGUGCGAUCUGUUGACUGUGAUGGACUCAAAGAUUGUUCAGGUUGCCCUCAAUGGGCUGGAGAACAUCCUGCGGUUGGGCGAGCAGGAGGCAAAGCAGGAGAACAACGGCACUGGUGUCAACCCUUACUGCAGCCUCAUUGAAGAAGCCUAUGGUCUGGACAAGAUUGAGUUCCUUCAGAGCCACGACAACCAGGAGAUCUACCAGAAGGCUUUUGACCUCAUUGAGCAUUACUUCGGGGUGGAGGAUGAGGACAACAGUCUAGCCCCUCAGGUGGACCAGGCCAACCAACAGUUUCUUUUCCCCCAGCAGGAGGCCCCCAUGGAGGGCUUCCAACUAUAAGUCGCCACCACGCUCCUCUAACCCCCCCUCCCCCCCUCUUUACGUCUAUGUAUCAUGGAGGGCCAGUAGAUACCGGAGUCAUACCCCCCUAUUCCCUUCCUUGGUCUACCACUACCCUACAAAUACACACACACAGCUGUUUGGAGGAAAGAUAAAACUGUUCUGCUCUCCAGCCUAAAAAUGCACCCCGUACCUCCCUCCCCUUUUCAUUCUGCUCAAACCAUGGACUGAGUUUUUGUAGGGCAGUCUCUUGUUAUCUGGUGGGGGGGUGCCACAUUAACUCCAUCUCACUUAGUAGAGGAAGUGAUCACCUCAAAUAGCCCAAAGCGUGAGUCUGCCCAGGCUUCAAAUGCACUCACAGACAUCCUCCUGCCAGAUGGUAGCUUGCACAUUAUCUUGUUGGCAGUAACAGUGAUUUGAUGAUUGAUAUCUUUCUACAUUUUGAUUUCUUUUUCCAAUGGGACAUUCCUAUUUUCAGGAUAACCCAUGCAUUCCCGUGCAAAGUCGAUAGACGGGUGUGUGAGGUGAAAUAUGCUCUGCUAUUGAUGUCAUUUUGACUUGUAGUGCAUUUCAAAAAUAUAUUUACAAUAUUAUUGCCCCCUUUUUUCUUUUUUUUUAUUUGAAUAAUUAUUUUCCCCUCUCCUUUUUUUUCCAGUGGUUGGGACUUUCCUAUCCUUUUCUAAUCAUGUAUAACACUUAGUUUACUGCCAAGAGGCUCCCUGGUCACUAGGCUUAGGGCUGGUCUCUGCAUAUCUGCUGAUUUGGAGGGUAGCAUUUGUAUGGGACAAAGAUUGAGAGGCACAAAAUGUCCACUUCAAGUCAAGGGCUUUCUAUAAAUAUUUGCGUAAGGUUCGAGGUGGCAGAAAGCAUAAAACCUUAGAGUAAUCUGCGCGUAGGAAGGGCUUAGGAAGGAAAUAGAAUUGGUGUUUAAGGAUACAGGAUUCAGCUGUUUAAUGCAGGUUUUGAGGGUGGUUAUAGAUAGAGAUCCAAUGUUCGUUGUGUGCUGUGUUAUUAAUAACAAGAAAUUUAAAUUAUGAAGUGAUCUAAUUAUUUAACAAGGCAUAACUGAGGCAUUGAGUGGGACUGUGGCGGGGUCAGCAGCAGUGAACCAAUUGUAUUUUUAUAUAUUUACCACGCUGAAAAGAUUUUCAGAUGUUUAAAGUAGAGAGUGGCAGACUUGUAGUAGAAAUGUCAUGAGAUGCUACGUUUCCCCUGAAGCCCAGUGUAAACUGGCUGUUGCUGGCUCCAAUCCCUCCCCUCACUUCCCAGUUGUAUGUGGUAGGGUUCUUUGCAUGGUGUUCUAUUACCCUGCCUCCAGUCGCUGAGUAUCCCUGGCCAAACAUAGAUCGUAGACACAGAAGAAACAGUGUGAAGAAACACUUAAGUGUUGCUGAGUGACAAAGCCACAGCUUUGCCACAGAUAAUUGCUUUGGUGGUGUUGACAGUGUAGUGACAGUGGUGUUUUGUGUAGUGAUCGAGUUGAUAUACCCCUUAACUUUGUGUAUCACUAUUCUUUCGAGGAAUGGGGGCGACAACUAAAGUGAUUCUUGCAUGGGUCUACUGUGAUAUGUACUGAUGUUAGUAGCAUAUCCUCUUCCUGGCUGCAACCCUUCUAGCCAGCCAGCAUUUGGCUAGGGAUAACUCGUAGACAAGUGACAAGCCUAACUGCAACAAAGACAAAUUCAAGUAUACAUAUAUAUUUGAAUUUUAUUGCAUUUGAAAUAUAUAUAAAUAUAUGUAUCUGCGCACACUUCAUGCACACUUGCAUACAACACCAGCAGACAUUGUACACACUUCACAGAUGAGUGGCUAGUAGUGAGUAAAAUAGUUUCCAUAGUCUUUGGAUUAAGAAGAGUUAUUGUUUGAUUUUGGAAUUUAUUUUUUCAUAUUUGAAGUGGGGAAAAGGCCAUUUUGGCUGUCUUUUGUUUCUUUAUAAUGAUUUUUGCCUCACUUCUUUUAAGUUCAGACAUUGAAGAAUCGAGGUUUGAUCAAUCCAAAAGCAAGAUCGCGCACAAACAAGCCUUAUGGAAACUCUUUUUUUCGUUGUUCCUAGCCACAUGACUUAUGAUGGUUUAAAUUUACCCUGGAACAUUGACCUGGGAUCAGCUCUGCCCACUGAUGGCUUCUGAUCUCGCGUCAGUGUUCAGGCUUUGAGUAGAGCAGAACUUGUUGCGUGAUGUUUGACUGACAGGCACUGUGUGAGGGAGAGGUUGAUUGACUCUGCGACUAUGUCCCUACCUGAUUCUGGGAGCCCCUGUUCUGUGAAUCACUGAAGCGGCCCAAAUCUUAAGUCAAGAAAAUGUGAGCUGAGUGGUGUUUUGUUAACCAAAUAUUAAUGCUUUAAUCUGUAGAAGAGUGUAUACACCUUUUUGACCAGUAACACUGCUAAAGGCACAGAUCUUUGCCUGUUUUUAUUUGAUUUGUUUAGUGUUCAGUUUUUCCGUUAGAAUCUUAGUGUGCAAGGCACAACAGUUAAAGCAUUAAUACAGAGGAGCAUGUGUCACUGGGACUAUUUUGGCUUUGUGAGUUGAUAAUAUCCGCAGAACAUGUGUGCUUCUGGUCGACAUAAGAGGUCAAAAAGCAAACAAUUUAGCCAGAACUUCUCUUUACAUGACCGAUUGAUAGUGGGGCGUUUAUGACUGACAACAUGUAUUGUAUGGUCGGUUCUGUUCUUGGCCUACGAAUACAACCAAUGCCGGAAUUGCAGUGUUUUUCAAAAAGCAGUGCAUCAACCAGAAAAACUAUAUAUUUCUGAAAAAUGUAAAAUGCACUCCUAUUCACAAAAGUGCCAAUCUGACCAACAAAGACUGGAGGUUGUUAUGUAUCUGUCUUUGACUUACAGAUUUUUUUUUCUUUAUACCUUUAUCAUUUACUUGAAUGUGCACAUACUCUGUGCAAAAAUAUUGCUGCUCUCUUUUUCUUAAUCUUUUAAAUUUCUAUCAUUAGCCAUUGCUUCUCUGGAAAAGUGGUUUUCCUUACUGUGGGCACCUAAAAUAAGGAAUCAAAUUUAGGAAGUCUGAUUUUUCUGUACCGGGCAGAAAUGGCUAGCAGGCUAAAACUGGUCUUUCAGCUACUCUUUAUCCAUUGGUCUGAUUGUCCCCAGGCUCUACAUUGCAUAGCUAAGCUGCAGAUAUAUUCAUUAUAAUUGUGAUGAAUAUAAUAGUUAGCAUUUUGCCAUGGCUGUGGUCUGCAGCAGAUACAGUGCAAACAGAAAUUGUGCUGAUAAACCUAUACAUUAUGACUAUCAUAGGCCAGGUACUAACCAUAUUGUUGUUAGUUUACCAAAGUUUGUCAUCCUAAAGGCUGAAAAAAUUGACUUGAUGCUUCUGUCAGUACUUCUUGUACUUGGCUUGUGUUCACGAGUCAGUAUAAUAACGCUUCAGGCUGUUUUCAAAUGUGCUUCAUUUCAUUAGAAGCUGCUCAAGCUUAGUCCCUCUCUCCUCAGUUUUGUUUUCAAGUACUGUUUAGGCAGACAGAAAAUCAGCAACAUAAUACAGAUGACUGCAAUAAAUAAUCAGGCGUCCCAGAGGUAGAGGUCCACCUACAAACUGCUCUCACAGGUGACACUCCUUCCACUGUGUGGAGCUAACAGAGGCAACUACUUGACAUUCUUCUAAGAUAAAAUCUGGGAUUCAGAAAUUGAUGUGAUUUACAUUAAAAAGUAUUAUAAGUUUAAAGUAUAUGUAUGUUCUGAUACAUUGACAGGGAUUCAGAUUCUAAUCACUUCUGAGAAGUGGAGGAAAAGGCUCAAUGUAAAAUUUAACUGAGAAAAAACUAAAAAGAGGAAGGGAUACAACGCUUUUUUGCUUUUCUUGAUGUUUUUCCUGAUCAGGAUAUCCUGGAUUGUAUUUUUGGAUAAUUGUGCUUAGUUAAGUUUGUCCUAGUCAGGCUGCAUGAUCUGGAAUCUUGUUACCUAUAGGGGAUUGAACAGACAUCACUAAAUAUCUCAAAUCUGUCUUCCGUCCUAGAAGCUGUUUGCAUCUAUAUCAGAAUUUAAAGCCACGUUUGACUUGGUCAAGUAAUGUCUACGCUACAAAUGUUUACAGUGCUACAUGUUUGUAAAAUACGUUUCAUAUGCCAUCACUGACCAGUCCUGGUGUACUCUCUGUUCUGGUCCUCUCAUUUCUUUUACACAUAUUUAUUUUCUCUAUUACUUUAUGAUUUCUCAUUUGUUCAAAUGACCCAUCUUAAACUGUGACUUGACUUGACUUUACCGACGGUAUGAAUGAGUGACAAUACACUUCAACUAUACAUGACACACAAACAUGAACAUGGGGAAAGAGUACAUACAGGAAAUGGUAACAAAUAAAAAAUGUAAAAAAAAAAAAAA
Molecule: messenger RNA, 6118 nt
Organism: Betta splendens (Siamese fighting fish)
Lineage: Eukaryota; Metazoa; Chordata; Actinopteri; Anabantiformes; Osphronemidae
Gene: kpna6
Product: karyopherin alpha 6 (importin alpha 7)
Exons: 14
Coding region: 169-1788 (539 amino acids)
Biological process (GO): NLS-bearing protein import into nucleus
Cellular component (GO): nucleoplasm; nucleus; cytoplasm
Molecular function (GO): nuclear import signal receptor activity; protein binding
Source: RefSeq, a predicted model, not a curated record